Molecule: messenger RNA, 1325 nt
Organism: Daktulosphaira vitifoliae (grape phylloxera)
Lineage: Eukaryota; Metazoa; Arthropoda; Insecta; Hemiptera; Phylloxeridae
Product: alpha-tocopherol transfer protein-like
Exons: 9
Coding region: 222-1181 (319 amino acids)
Cellular component (GO): membrane
Molecular function (GO): phosphatidylinositol bisphosphate binding
Source: RefSeq, a predicted model, not a curated record
AGGGAGAAGUAAAUACUAGUAGGUCGUCCAAAUUGUUUUCUUUUCACCGCUUACUUCUAAACCUGCAGCCAAUCGGUUAGGAAUCGCAUCGACGACGACGACGACGACAUCGUCUGCUGCAGACAACCAGAUACAGUCUCGAGUGUAAAACCCGAGCCACUCCUAAACAGCCAAUCUACUUAUCAUCAUCUUUUGACGUUAAAGAAAACAAAAAAGACAUCAUGGGAGUGGGUUACGAUAGUGACGAAGAAAACACAAUUGAAGAAUGCCCACUAGCCGACGAUCUCAAGCUAGUGGCCAAACAAGAACUACGCGAAGACGAUGAUAUUAGAACUCACUCACUCAGAGCCAUGAGAAAUUGGAUAAAAAAACAUCCUGAUAUUAUCAAUUGUCGCACAGAUGCACCCUUUUUACUUAGAUUUCUAAGAACAAAAAAAUUCAGUGUACCAAUGGCACAAGAAAUGCUAGAGAGGUAUUUAGUUAUAAGACAAUUAUAUCCACAAUGGUAUCAGAAAUUAGACAUAGAAGAUCCCUUAAUAUCGGAUAUUAUUGAUAGCGGAUUCCUCAUACCGUUACCUGGCCGAGAUGAAUUCGGUAGAUGUGUUCUUUUUUCAUCAAUUGGCCGGUUUGAUCCAUAUAAGUACACAGCGGAUGAAAUGAUUAGAGCAUAUUCCUUAAUAAGUGAAAGUUUGUUGGACGAUCCCGAAAAUCAAAUUAAAGGAUAUAACUAUACCAACGACGAAUCUGGUAUGUUAAUGGGUCAUUUAACAAUUUGGUCAUUCACCAACGUAAAACGUAUCAUUCGCAUCCUACAGAAUUCAAUACCAAUGAGACAUAAAGCAUCAUAUUUUAUCAACGUACCAAAUUUUGCAGACAAAUUUUUCACAAUAACCGUUUCAUUUUUGAGCAACAAAUUAAAAAGUCGAGUAAAAUUCUUUACCGGGCAAAAAGAGCUCCAAGAAUGUAUUGAUCCUAAAUAUCUCCCAAAAGAAUACGGAGGUGAAAUACCUUUAGCAACCAUGAUAGCUGAUUUGAAAAAGAAACUUCAAUCACAACGUGAUAAGUUAUUGGCUCUAGAUGAUAUGAAAAUCAACAUCAACAGCAAAGGGAAAAUUAUCAGUGAAUUUGAUGACAUACAAGAAGAACUAGUAGGAUCAUUUAGAAAGUUGGAAGUAGAUUAAAGAUGUAUAGUUUUAUUAUUAUUAUGUUUGUUAUCAUAAUAUUAUUUUAUCUAUUUUCGUGAUUAUAUAUUAUAAUUAGUUAUGUUACUGACUUUAUUUCUAACAAGAUGAAAUAAACAUUGGGAUUCAACAAGUUUCAUUAAA